Actinia tenebrosa (Australian red waratah sea anemone) is the source of this 1349-nucleotide messenger RNA. RefSeq lists its product as uncharacterized. NCBI's taxonomy places the organism in Eukaryota, Metazoa, Cnidaria, Anthozoa, Actiniaria, Actiniidae. The record is from RefSeq and is a predicted model, not a curated record.
AUUUGCAUGUCUGUGUGUUUCCAUACGAAAACACAGACAGAUGAGCCAACGAUUCUGCCCAAAGCGGUUAUUUACAAUCUCGUUUUUCUCUCUAGUUUCCGAUCAUAAUUCACGAUUCUUAAAAAAUGUGCAGGUCAAUACAAGGAUUACACAUCUCAGCCUACAUACAGAUGAUCAUUGGUAUAUUUUGUAUUAUUUUGGGGUUUGUAGAGAUAGGAGAUGAAGUGGAGAGGUAUUAUCAUAAAGUAAUAGCCGUCCCUUUCCUUGGCUUUUGGAUAGGUUUAUGGUUUCUUACUGGGGGAAUUGUUGGGGUACUUGCAAGUUUUUACAGCACAACGCAUUUAAAAGUUUUGAUUAUUGUGUACAUAUUCGUCUCCGUGACAUCAACCUUCCUUGCUGGCCUUAUGACUGCUUGCUACUACCUCACGAUUAAGUUCUGGAAAUACCAAGACACUCAUUAUCCUGCACCUUAUGGGAUUACCUGGGUGAUUACUAUCCUUGGAAGUAUUGAACUACUUGUAAGCCUUUGGGCGUGUGUGUGUUCCUGGAAUAUCAUUUGCACUUCAUCAUGUUGCAAUUUAGAUGUUCAUUCUCAAACGGAAGGAUUUCAAGGAGAUUUCGAAUCAACAUCUCGUAGAACAGGUGCUUCGAGUGCAUUUGUUUUCUUUGAAUAUGACAAUGUAGUCCCUGUUGCAGCUAGUGGACCAAAUAAAGAUCCCUGUGGCACUCCCGAAAACAUCCAAACAGAAGUUGAUUCUAGAAACGAAGAAAUGCCCCCAAGCUACGAAAUGGCAAUGCAAAAUAUAUAAUCUUAAUUCCAUUACAGAAAUAAACAGAACUGUAAACAUAGAAUCUGGUGCUAGUGGACCAAAUGAAGAUCCCGUUGGCACUCCCUAAAGCAUGCAAAGAGAGGUUUUAAUACUAAAAACGAAGAACGGCCUCCAAGCUAUGAAAUAGCAAUGCAAAAUAUAUAACUUAAUUCCAUUACAGAAAUAAACAGAACUGUAAACAUAGAAUCUGGUGCUAGUGGACCAAAUGAAGAUCCCGUUGGCACUCCCCAAGACAUGUAAAGAGAGGUUUUAAUACUUAAAACGAAGAACGGCCUCCAAGCUAUGAAAUAACUUCUCAAAAUGCUUAUUCUAUUACAGAAAUCAGUAGAACUGUUAAAAUAGAAUCUAUUGAUGUACAGUCGGAGGGACCACCAUCACCUUCCUAGGAAUUAAGUCCACUAUCGAAAAUGUUAGUAACACAAUCAUGGUACUUUUUAGACAUUAGCUUUCCGAAGUAAAGACCCCCUCCAUAUGCUAUAUAAUAAGAAAAUAAGUGUAAUAAUCUCUUUAAGCUUAUAA